Penicillium griseofulvum is the source of this 3024-nucleotide messenger RNA. Its product is annotated as ATP-binding mismatch repair protein PMS1. Gene Ontology annotation, biological process: mismatch repair. The record is from RefSeq and is a predicted model, not a curated record. Bases 1 to 3024 code for a protein of 1007 amino acids. NCBI's taxonomy places the organism in Eukaryota, Fungi, Ascomycota, Eurotiomycetes, Eurotiales, Aspergillaceae. Gene Ontology annotation, cellular component: MutLalpha complex. The transcript is spliced from 4 exons. Gene Ontology annotation, molecular function: mismatched DNA binding; ATP binding; ATP hydrolysis activity.
AUGAAGAUGGCGACAAUACAAGCCAUCGAGGCCCGCUCUGUGCACCAAAUUCAAUCGGGUCAAGUCAUCGUUGACUUGUGCUCCGUCGCCAAAGAGCUUGUUGAAAACAGUCUGGAUGCCGGCGCAACGACGAUCGAGAUCCGAUUCAAGAAUAAUGGGCUGGACCUAAUUGAGGUCCAAGAUAACGGCAGCGGGAUCUCCCCAGAGAACUAUGAGAACGUCGCUUUGAAGCAUUAUACCUCCAAAUUAUCGUCAUACGAUGACCUCUCAAGCCUGCACACCUUCGGUUUCCGAGGCGAGGCGAUAUCCUCACUCUGUGCGUUGGCCGACUUCCACAUCGUUACAGCACAAGACAAGCAAGUUCCCCGCGCGAAUAGACUUGAUUUUGAGCAAUCCGGGAAACUCCAGAAGACACAGAUCGUGGCUGGGCAGAAAGGAACGACUGCAUCGGUAGAAGGCAUCUUCAAGCGGCUCCCGGUACGUCGGCGGGAACUGGAGAAGAAUAUCAAGCGCGAAUACGGGAAGGUUUUGAAUCUGCUCCAUGCCUAUGCAUGCAUUAGCAUCGGGGUCCGGUUCAGCGUCAGGAACACUGUUGGCAAGACACGGAACGUGGUGGUCUUUUCUACAAAUGGAAAUAAGACUACUAAGGAGAAUAUUGCCAAUGUGUAUGGUGCGAAGACAUUAUCCGCUCUGAUAUCCCUUGAUCUAGAGCUGGAGUUUGAGCCUGCGGCAGCUACCAAACGGGCUGGCGAUGAACAACUGAGCAAAAUUCAAGUGCGAGGCCAUAUCUCGCGUCCUGUAUUCGGCGAGGGUCGUCAGACUCCAGAUCGUCAGAUGUUCUUUGUCAACUCGCGGCCAUGUGGUCUGCCCCAGAUUCAGAAGGCGUUCAAUGAGGUUUACAAGUCGUUCAAUGUCUCACAGUCUGCGUUCAUAUUUGCAGACUUUCAGAUGGAUACAAACGCUUAUGAUGUCAAUGUGUCACCCGAUAAGCGCCAGAUUCUGCUUCAUGACGCGGGGGCAAUGAUUGAAUCGCUCAAAGUUUCUCUUACGCAACUCUUUGAGGAUGCAGACCAAAGUGUACCGCAGUCAGCGGUCAAAUCCAGGCCUUUGCCCAAACAGCAACCAUUAGCAUCGCUUCCAGGGUUCACCACUGCUCGGGAACUGAGCGAAAGCAGUGGAUUCAGAAGUUCAAGUCAAGAUCAGACGAAAGAGAAGGUGGUUGAGAGCCCCGGGAAAAGUCAACAGAGCAUGAUCCCGCGCCUCGCGAGCUCGCAAGGGGGCACGGGAAGGGCUCAAGCCACGCCAUCUCCGGCUCGAUCAAUAAGAACACCCCGUGCUGCGACCAGUCGCUCUUCGAUGUCGACGCCAGCCCCAAGUGAGCUAGAAGCGUCUGUUGCGGGGAUUUCUGACGACGAGCUUUUCGUCCAAACAGCCGCCCAAGAGGAACCCGAGCCGACCCAUAUAUUACGCGAACCCUCAUCCCAGCCAUCACCUCCUGACGAGACUCCCUCUCGUGCUCGUGGAGAUCCAGAAGAAAUUCCCAACAUUGUCCAAAAUGCCUUCGAUAGAAUGCGUCCUCGAAGGGAGCCCGCCGAACUGGCUACUAUAACUAUUGGCAAUCGAACUAUAACCUCCAUGGUCGGUAGUGGUCCUCCACGGAAGCGAUUAUCGGAAGAUCCACCUCUAAUGAGAGAGCCACCUCGGCGGAAGAGACGGAUACACACACCAUCACGGCCUAAUAUUUUUGGCGAACACAUGAAAGCGUUUGCUGCUCCUGGAUCACAACUGGAUGAAGAUAAAAACGAAGAUGAAGAUGAAGAGGCCUCUGCUAGUGAAGGUGACCAGAUUGAAGAAGAUGAAAAUAACCUCUCAAGUGAAGUCGAGGACACACAAGGCACUGAGCAAGAGCCCGAAGCCGAGGGUUCACCCCUGCCCGAGAAUGGCGGCUAUGUUCCCGACCUAGCUGCAGCUCAAUCAGAAAUCGAAAACACCGAGGCAAUAGACAAAGACACCGCCGCAGAUGACAAUCUCGACGAAGCUCAGAAGAAGGCACAGGAAGAAGCUAUAGUCCAACGGCUCAUUCAUGAGGCCGAGGAAACUGCUUUGCUUACUCAAGACAACAGCACAAACCGUGCAAAGAAGAUGAAUAAGGGCGCUGCGCAUCGCGACGCAACUACACAGCUUGUCGGCACGGUAGACGGGUCUAUUCGACGUCUCCAAUCUCAACUCAUCACAUUGCAAAAAACACUGCAAGCAGGCAACAAGAUAACCACAGAGGAAGCCGCUGACCUUGGCGAGAAAACCGCCGAGGACAAACUUUCCUUGACUGUAAGCAAGAACGAUUUCGCCCAAAUGCGCAUCAUCGGCCAGUUUAACCUGGGCUUCAUCAUCGCAGUUCGCCCAGGAGAAGACCACGAUGAACUCUUCAUCAUUGACCAGCAUGCCUCUGAUGAAAAAUUCAACUUCGAGCGCCUGCAGGCUGAAACCGUGGUUCAAAAUCAACGACUUGUCCGUCCACAACGCCUCGAUCUGACUGCCGUUGAAGAAGAGGUUGUCCUUGAGAAUAGGGCCGCUCUUGAGAAAAACGGCUUCCUCGUGACUGUCGACGAAAGCGGCGAUGAACCUAUCGGUCGUCGAUGUCAGCUGGUCUCGUUGCCGCUGAGCAGGGAAGUGGUAUUCGGCGUACGCGAUCUGGAGGAACUGAUCGUGUUGCUGUCGGAGUCAAUUUCAACGUCGAAUGGACUGUCAGUACCACGGCCAAGCAAAGUGCGCAAAAUGUUUGCUAUGCGCGCUUGUCGCUCAAGUAUCAUGAUCGGGAAGACCCUGACAAACCGCCAAAUGGAGCGAGUUGUUCAGAACAUGGGUACUAUCGAUAAACCUUGGAAUUGCCCCCAUGGCCGACCGACGAUGCGGCACUUGAUGAGUCUGAGCCAGUGGGAUGAAUGGAAUGAAUUUGAGGAACCUGAAGGACUCGACCCUUGGAAACAAUACUUGGAAGGAGAAGAAGAUGAGGAUGAAGAAUAG